Rangifer tarandus platyrhynchus (Svalbard reindeer) is the source of this 588-nucleotide messenger RNA. Lineage: Eukaryota; Metazoa; Chordata; Mammalia; Artiodactyla; Cervidae. The record is from the annotation of a GenBank genome assembly.
AUGAGGGCAGAGCUGCCCGUGUUUGGGCCCAGGGCCCUUGGGGGGCGCGACGGGAGCAGAGCACUGACGGGCACGCAGGGUCCUGGGAGGCUGGUCCUGGCUUUGGGCAGAGACUUCCGGCUUCAUGAUCCAAGCCCGCUGGAACUUGACCUAGGUGACCCCAGGCUUCAGGAGUCGGCACCUCCUCCUGACCGCCUUUGGGUGACCUUGAGCUGCGGGAGGGUGAGGAUGGGUGUUGAGGUGGCCGCGUCCCACCCUCUAGGUGCCCAGAGCUUUGCCCUUGUCACCGCGUCCCCAUCACCCCAGGGGGGCCCAGGACCCACACUACGCAGCAGUGGGGCCCUGGCCCCCGGACGCCAGGCGACCCCCCAGUCUGGACAUCAGAAGCAGCGAGGUGUCCUGGGGGGGCCUGACCCUUCACCUGUGCGUGGCCCCGGGGGACAAGGCGGCCAGGGACAGCUCAGGUCCUGGACAGGAGCCGGGGUCCAGGCGCCCCAGUCCCCACCCACGGCUGACCCGCUCCGGAUGCAUGCCCUGCAGCCCUCGGUGCUCUUCGCAGAAGGACCCCGGGAAGGUGAGCUGAUGUGA